AUGGAACCCAGGAGUCCGGCCUCCCAGUCCCCGCCCGUCGAGAGCCAGAAACGGAACCCAGGAGUCCGGCCUCCCAGUCCCCCCCCCGUCGAGAGCCAGAAACGGAACCCAGGAGUCCGGCCGCCCAGUCCCCCCCCGUCGAGAGCCAGAAAUGGAACCCAGGAGUCCGGCCACCCAGUCCCCCCCGUCGAGAGCCAGAAAUGGAACCCAGGAGUCCGGCCACCCAGUCCCCCCCGUCGAGAGCCAGAAAUGGAACCCAGGAGUCCGGCCUCCCAGUCGCCCCCGUCGAGAGCCAAAAAUGGAACCCAGGAGUCCGGCCUCCCAGUCGCCCCCGUCGAGAGCCAGAAAUGGAACCCAGGAGUCCGGCCGCCCAGUCCCCCCCCCGUCGAGAGCCAGAAAUGGAACCCAGGAGUCCGGCCACCCAGUCCCCCCCGUCGAGAGCCAGAAAUGGAACCCAGGAGUCCGGCCGCCCAGUCCCCCCCCCGUCGAGAGCCAGAAAUGGAACCCAGGAGUCCGGCCGCCCAGUCCCCCCCCGUCGAGAGCCAGAAAUGGAACCCAGGAGUCCGGCCGCCCAGUCCCCCCCCGUCGAGAGCCAGAAAUGGAACCCAGGAGUCCGGCCUCCCAGUCGCCCCCCGUCGAGAGCCAAAAAUGGAACCCAGGAGUCCGGCCUCCCAGUCGCCCCCGUCGAGAGCCAGAAAUGGAACCCAGGAGUCCGGCCGCCCAGUCCCCCCCCGUCGAGAGCCAGAAAUGGAACCCAGGAGUCCGGCCGCCCAGUCCCCCCCCGUCGAGAGCCAGAAAUGGAACCCAGGAGUCCGGCCUCCCAGUCGCCCCCGUCGAGAGCCAAAAAUGGAACCCAGGAGUCCGGCCUCCCAGUCGCCCCCGUCGAGAGCCAGAAAUGGAACCCAGGAGUCCGGCCGCCCAGUCCCCCCCCGUCGAGAGCCAGAAAUGGAACCCAGGAGUCCGGCCACCCAGUCCCCCCCGUCGAGAGCCAGAAAUGGAACCCAGGAGUCCGGCCGCCCAGUCCCCCCCGUCGAGAGCCAGAAAUGGAACCCAGGAGUCCGGCCGCCCAGUCGCCCCCGUCGAGAGCCAGAAAUGGAACCCAGGAGUCCGGCCGCCCAGUCCCCCCCGCGUCGAGAGCCAGAAAUGGAACCCAGGAGUCCGGCCGCCCAGUCCCCCCCCCGUCGAGAGCCAGAAAUGGAACCCAGGAGUCCGGCCGCCCAGUCCCCCCCGUCGAGAGCCAGAAAUGGAACCCAGGAGUCCGGCCGCCCAGUCGCCCCCGUCGAGAGCCAGAAAUGGAACCCAGGAGUCCGGCCUCCCAGUCCCCCCCGCGUCGAGAGCCAGAAAUGGAACCCAGGACGAGAACGGACCCAGGAGUCCCAGCCCCCCUCCGUCCCAUUGCUCUCCCAGCCAGGGGAUGGAAGGAACCCAGGCGUCCGGCCCCCAGGCCCUUGCUCUAGCCAUCGGACUCCAGCCCCUCGCCGCCCGAUGCUCAGGGGGGAGAGGAAACCGAGGCGACUCCUCCCCCGGGGCCCGCCCACCCGACCCCGCUCACACCUGCGGGUCUGGCUCCGGCCCCGGCAACGCCGCGGCACCUAG
Dermochelys coriacea (leatherback sea turtle) is the source of this 1596-nucleotide messenger RNA. Its product is annotated as basic proline-rich protein-like. The transcript is spliced from 2 exons. The record is from RefSeq and is a predicted model, not a curated record. Bases 1 to 1596 code for a protein of 531 amino acids. Lineage: Eukaryota; Metazoa; Chordata; Testudines; Dermochelyidae.